Messenger RNA from Danio aesculapii, 3178 nucleotides. It is a transcript of the gene tmprss5, whose product is annotated as transmembrane serine protease 5. Gene Ontology annotation, biological process: proteolysis. Gene Ontology annotation, cellular component: membrane. The transcript is spliced from 13 exons. The record is from RefSeq and is a predicted model, not a curated record. NCBI's taxonomy places the organism in Eukaryota, Metazoa, Chordata, Actinopteri, Cypriniformes, Danionidae. The coding region runs from base 1561 to 2967 and encodes 468 amino acids. Gene Ontology annotation, molecular function: serine-type endopeptidase activity.
AUGUCACUUUAAGCUGUAAGUGUGUUGAAAAACAAGUAAAAUAUUAUUUGCUGUCAUCAUAGCAAAGAUAAAAUAAAUCAGUUAUUAAAGAUUGGUUAUUAAAACUGUUAUGUUUAGAAAUGUGUUGAAAAAAAUCUCUCCAUUAAACAGAAAUUGAGGAAAAAAUAAACGGGAGCUAAUAAUUCUGACUUCGGUUGUAUUUAUAUGGUGUGUGUGUGUGUGUGUGUGUGUGUGUGUGUGUGUUGCAUUAUGGCUGCAUUUAUAAUGAGCACAGCUGUUGACUGGCACAUGGUGCUGAGGAAGGAUUUACUUCUGAACUUUUUGUCUGUUGCACAAUAGAUACAACUACUUUAAAAUCUGAAAUUGGAGAGUUAUGAAGCAAUCCAAAUAUUGAGAAAAUCACCUUUAAAUUUUGUAUAUACUGAUGGCUUACAACUGAAAAUGUAUUGUCUUUUGCACCCUUGCACGUGUAUAUUUUGGUGAACCUCUGACAAAUAAACAUAAUCUGAUAAAUAUUAAUUACCCGUACCAAAUCCAAAAUCUUGACAUUCUGGAUUAUGUAAUGUAAAAACUCUAGAUGUUUUUGAACAGUUCAUUAAAGCUUGAUAGACAAGUUUAAAUCAUGUUGUAAAAUAUUGAACUGAACUGGUCCUUUCUCUCUUUUACUAACUUUGAAAGAGUGAUCUAUGCUCUUGUAUUUGCCAGAGCCACUCCAAACCUUUAGAGUAAUCUACCUGUGGAAAUCAGAACUGCUCUAACACAGUCCAUUUUAAAUUUAGAUGAAAAUCAUUUUUAUUUUAUAUGGCUAUUUUCUAUUGAUGGUUAUUUAUUUAGUACAGCACAUUGGUUAGUGAUAGUUGUGUUUAGCUGUGCUCUGUAAAUAAAUUGAAAUUUCAGUUUAAAAUAGGUCUCCAAUAGGCCUUCAGUUCCCUACAGAUUAUUUCUUGAUGUUAAAACUCAGUUGUGAGUUUAAUAUAGUAAUAGAUGGAUUUACAUAUUUACAACGUGACUGUCAAAAACUGUAAGAAUACAAACUUUUUCUACUGAGCAUGUUUAACCUUUUAGUCCACUUUAUGGACAACCUGCAACACAUAUACAUUUUUUCGUGGUUAUCACAAAGCUCUCCAUGAUAAUGUCGUCAUGAGAUUGCUUAAAUAAGACUUGUCAGCAUUCCUCAAGUCAACUUUGUUUCUCAAAAGUUGUGAACUGUCAGGUACUGAGCUCUAUGGCUCAGCGGAUCCUCCUCUUGCACAGGUGAAGGUGGUGCUAUACAGUCUGUAUCCUAUCAGUGACUAAGCGAUAUCUUUGGAGAUGUUUGGCUCUACAGAGGGCUGUUCGGGCAGCCAUGACAGGCCCCAUGACCCCCUUGGUAAAACAACGGGUUCAUUCUUUGCUCCGCUGCUGACCUCAUUGUCUCUUUGUGAAGUGAAAAUCCAGCACUGCAUUCAGCUCAAUGGUCUGACAGCUGCUGGUGUGGAGCAUCUCUGCUGUGAUGGAGGUGAGUGGAUGAGAGAGUCCAGCAGCUGCUCUUAGGAAAUCCCGGAUUUAAACAACAACAGCAUGAGUCUCAGUAGAGAUGCAGUGGCAGUGAUUGAGAACCCUGUAGUGGUCAGACAGUCUUUUCACCCAGGGAGUCUGCAGGUGGACAUGCUCGAGACUGACCAGAAUAACCACAGGUGCCUCAGAGAGCUGCAGUUUCUCCAUCCUGUGUCUGGCAAAGUGUCAUCUCGUAAACUGGUGAGAGUGUUUGCAGCUCUGUGUGUGCUGUGUCUGCUGGGAGGUGUCGUGGUUGGACUUUGGUUCAUAGUGAAAUUUCUCUUAAAGCCAAACUUAUCUCAGAGCCCUGCGAGCCUGGGGGACACUAAGGACACGUCCUUCUGCAAUGUGACCGAGGACAUCUCUGUGACAGAUCCCAGGAAAGUGUUUUACAGGAUCAGUGCUGAGAACUCACUUCUGGAGAUUCAGCUGGAGAAGCUGCAGACGUGGCUGCCUGUCUGUUUCGAGAGAUGGAACUCGUCUCUGGGAACACUCGUAUGUCGACAGCUGGGCUAUCUGAGAUUAUCAAAGCACAAGGGAGUGAAUCUGACUGAUAUUGGGCCGAAUUAUACAGAUGGAUUUGUCCAAAUCACCUCAGAAUACCAAAGCAAUUUGGAGAACUUAUGGCGCUUCAGGGGAAGCUGUAGUACAGGCAAGGUUAUAGCACUAAAAUGUUUUGAGUGCGGCACCAGAGCAAAGUUACCCAGGAUCAUUGGAGGAGUGGAAGCUGCUCUGGGCCGGUGGCCAUGGCAAGUGAGUCUCUACUACAAUAACCGUCACAUCUGUGGAGGAUCCAUCAUCACCAAUCAGUGGAUAGUUACAGCUGCUCAUUGUGUGCACAAUUACAGGCUACCUCAGGUGCCCAGCUGGGUGGUUUAUGCAGGGAUCGUAACCAGCAAUUUAGCCAAACUUGCUCAAUACCAAGGCUUUGCUGUGGAGAGGAUCAUCUACAACAAGAAUUACAACCACAGGACACACGACAAUGAUAUCGCUUUGGUGAAAUUAAAAACUCCACUGAAUUUUUCAGACACCAUCAGACCUGUAUGUCUACCGCAGUAUGACCACGAUCUACCAGGAGGAACCCAGUGCUGGAUCUCUGGUUGGGGUUAUACACAACCGGAUGAUGUUCAUAUACCAGAAGUUCUCAAAGAGGCACCCGUACCUUUAAUAAGCACAAAGAAAUGCAAUAGCUCCUGCAUGUACAAUGGAGAGAUCACCUCUCGAAUGCUCUGCGCAGGAUACACUGAAGGAAAAGUAGACGCAUGUCAGGGGGACAGUGGUGGUCCUCUGGUUUGCCAGGAUGAAAAUGUCUGGAGGCUGGUUGGAGUUGUAAGCUGGGGAACAGGCUGUGCUGAGCCAAACCAUCCAGGAGUUUAUACCAAAGUGGCUGAGUUUUUAGGGUGGAUAUAUGACAUUAUAGAGAGCUACUAAAGGUUGACGUUUGAAAGUAGAAGAGAAGAGAAGAACGUCCUGACCCUUUUUAUAAAAUAAUGUUGCCUUUUAUAUUAUUUAUUAUAUUUUAUUACGCAAAGCCUCUGUAUUUACAACAAUGUAAAGAUUGUUUGUUAUUAUUUGUUUACUAUAUGUUGUGCUACUCAAGAUAAUUGUGCUUUUAAAAUAAAUGUUUGACAUUUACAAAAGA